This is a messenger RNA of Lymnaea stagnalis (great pond snail), 18121 nucleotides long. NCBI's taxonomy places the organism in Eukaryota, Metazoa, Mollusca, Gastropoda, Lymnaeidae. The record is from the annotation of a GenBank genome assembly.
CUCGUUUUUAAAAUUCGCACGAAUCUUGUUACAGAGGUCUACUAAGUGUAUUGUACUAGAAUGAGAAGUCAGUUUUAAAUUCCAUUUAAGUUAAAGACGUAUCGUUUAACAGAUGUUAGUUAUUUUAAAUUACUGUAAUAGUAGAGGCGUUGAAUAUUGAUCGUGUCUUUCUUUGGAAAAAUACAAACAUUUUGUAUUUAGAGUUUGUAACAUCAUUCAAAUCGAGAGACUUCAAGAAAAAACUCAAGUCAUGUCAGCUAAAGAUAAAACACCAAGAGAAUCCAACAGAAAUGUUAACAAACGACCUGGUAAGUCAUUAAGCCAAUUUACGUAGCAUUAAGAUUAAGGUAAGGUUCCCAUGAUCAGGAACUCAUUUGAUACUGUCGCAGUAGAACGACAACGUUUAGAGCUAUGAUCUACGAAAGUUUCCAUUUUUUCACAUUCAAUUAUGGUAUGUUUUGAAUUGGUUCCUAAAACAGUUUUUUCUUCCUUUUCUUGAAUCACAAAAAAAAAAAUAAAAAAAAUAAAAAAAUAUAUAAAUAGAUACUCUUUCAUUCUGACCAAACUAAGGAUUUUCAUAACCAUGUACAUUAUCCCAGCUGAUUAUUGCAACCAUGACAUAAUGAAUCUCUGUCUUGGGUGGUCUUUGUGUCCUUCAGCGCAGAUGGUACACCAAAGAGUUUUCUAACAACUCUCUCUUCUCAGUAAUUUUUCUCUUUUUAUCUCUCUAUCUCUCUUUCUCUUCUCUCUCUCUCUCUCUCUCUCUCUCUCUCUCUCUCUCUCUCUUGGUUCCCCUCAUUUCUCUCCCCUUCUCUAUUUUCUCUUCGUUAUCCUCCCUCUUCUCUUACCCUAUUUUCUGCCUUUUCUCUCUCCCUCCCUCUCUCUCUCUCUCUCUCUCUCUCUCAUUCGUUUUAUGUCUUUUCUCUCUCUCUUCUUUUUAUUAUAUCUUUACUCGCUCUGAUCUCUAUAUUUUCUCUCUGAUUUUCCUCUCUGUCUGUUCUCUAUUUUCUCUCUCCUCUAUCUUCCCUCUCUCUCGCUCUUCUCGCUCUCGCUCCAAGGCCGGCGCUAGGAGGGUGUUGCGCCUGGGGCUAAUUGAAUUUUGCGGGGUCGUUGACGUUAUAUAUUCCGCAGAUAGGAUAUUAAGACAUUUUAUAGUCCUAUAGGGGCCUUGCUGGUCAUGAUGGGACGCAUCAUAAAUGAUAGUUGUGUUGACUGGAUUAGGAACUAUUAGUAGGCUUAGGUAUAUUAUAAAUAUACUACGGCAAUGUACGAGGCCCCGCAAACGUUUGCGUGGCCUUGGGCAGUCGCCCACUUCGCCAUCCCCUAGCGCCGGCCCUGCUCGCUCGCUAUAUAUACAUCAGAUUCUGCCAGCCUAUUUCGUAUGAUCUAAAGAUAACGUGUUAUCGUAACAAACAGACGUGGUAAGCUCGGCGAAGAUGUCUCAUUAAGGUUUCUCAAGAAGGCUAGAACUAGCCUCUAGCUAACUUAGAGAUCUCCAAUUGGUUCCUGUGAGUACAGCUGCAUAGAAGGCUUGGCACCGGAAUAUCUUAAAGAGCUGAUUUAUAAACAUGCAUCCUCAAAGCGGCCUUCAACACAGUCCUUUUUGAAAAAUCCCAGUGUGGAUGAACAAAGAAAAAAGAAUGUCUUAUAGAGUGCGCUCUUUUGAAGCGACAGCACAAAAUUAUGGAACAGUUUGCCUCAAACUUUAAGGGGAAUUGAAAAUUAUGAACAAUUAUUUAAGAAACAUUUUAAAACUUUUUUUUGGGGUUAUAUAAAUAUCCAAUCAAUCAAACUAAAAAUGAUUCAUUUCCUUUGUAAAGUCGAGGGUAUACUCUUAAACCUUUGGUAGCUAUUCAAAGGAAAGCCUCGUCAAACGGUAAUCGCCAUUGAUUAAACAUUUCUUUGGUUAAACCUUUCAAAGGUUACCCCCACCCCCGUUCCCCCCAAAUCGUCAUUCGGGCACCCUUCGAUUUCACGUUCCGUUGUUUCAGUGGCCACGAUAUGAGUCCACGGUUAGCUCCGUACGGGGGACGCAUCCAUGUAGGCGGGUUAUUGCCUGGCAGUUCUCAGUUCGUAGCUGUUUGUUGACGUUUUUUUUUCAGCUUGCACCAGUUUCCAACAGGGAUCGUUCUUACUCACCUUAGCAGCAGGUUCCUGUAGAACUUUCGUCCCGUGUCUCCUACGAGCCAGGAGUUGAGCAACUCAUCGUGAAAGUGCUUCUGAGCCAGUGCUUCUGAGCCAGUGCUUCUGAGCCAGUGCUUCUGAGCCAGUGCUUCUGAGCCAGUGCUUCUGAGCCAGUGCUUCUGAGCCAGUGCUUCUGAGCCAGUGCUUCUGAGCCAGGCUUUGACUCACACAGGCCCACCCACACGGUCACUUUUACUUCUUACCUUUAAGAACGUUUAACAGACUUGGGCUGUUAAAUUGCUGUACGCUGCACGCGCGGACUUGGGCUGUUUUAUUGCUGUACGCUGUUAUGAGCAGCCGUCAUCUUCCCUUCGGGGGCUUUCUUCCGAACUUUCAGUCUUCUUUUCACAUGCACUUUUAGAAUAUCGUGCAUAUAAGGCAUUGUCAAGGUCAUGAGGUCAUCAUCAAUGUGUGUGUUUUGAAUUGGUGACAAAUCGGGCUAGUAGGCCAGGGUGAAUGCUUUUCAUGUCACGGACGAAUGCUAUUUAGAAUGAACGAGGCAUAAGAUUUUGGGAUGAUAAAAGGGGAGGCAACUUUUUGAGUGGUCAGUAUUAUGUUCACAGACGUAUAAUGAACUAGGAUCUUUGAGUUAGUGUGUGAGAUAGGGCGAGCGACAGCGAGACGUGUCUGUUUUUAUAGAGAUUCGCUUUGCUUUGUUUUGUUGAGAAGAAUAUUGUGCUACAUAUGGAUUCAUGUCGCAACUUAACUGUGAACCCGAGUGAUGUUGCAAUGCUGUCAGAAAUAGACGCCUUAUAUAACAUGAAGCUUUGAGAGUUGGUUGAAUCAAACUAGUCCGUUAGGUGACAAGGAUUAUACACCAUCUCAAAAGUCGACAGAAUCAUAAGACCCUAGACAAGCACAAAUAUUUGACAAAAACAAGAAAAAUUGACAAUUAUACAUUCUUUCUUGAGAUUUUCUUCCUUUAAUCUCAAAUGUCGUUGUAACACAGCUACUCUGACAUGGCGUGGGAUCUUAUUUCUUAUGCUGUGGGUUAUGUCAGUAGUAUGGUUACUUAUGUUAUGUUGAUAUUUCAGGAUGCCGACUAAGACUUCUUCAUUCUUCCACUUAUUAUCCGGGCACGCAAAUAAGAAUACUGAAUCCUGGUUAAACUUACAGUACUUUAUUGAACACACUUUAUAUUGAUAAUAUUAAUAAAUAAUCCUUGCAUGAAUGUAAUUUCACAUAUAUAUCUAUAGUAUUCCAUCAUUAAGAAAGACACGUCCUCACACUACUAUAACUCAGCUCAACUGUCUUACAUCUCAACUCUAACUCAACUCCGACUAACUCUGACUCUCCUUGCGCUCAGCUCUCCUUAUCUCAGUCAACUCAUACUUUAUUACCAGCAAAGCGUGGAAAACAACCGCUCUGACAAAAACAUAAUUUUACUCUCCAAAAACGUGGAGCUCACAUUGUCCUCUCAAAAUACAUGGUCAACACAAUUCACUGUUCACUCAUGCUACCUCUCUGUUUUCAUGUGAAAACAUAGUCCGUUACAGUCGUGCCACCCAACGAUAACCGGAUUCGACAUACAGCAAAGUGAUCUUGGCCUCAGUUUAGAUCUAGUACCUCUGCCAUUUGGCUCUACUGAUUUUACAGUGUCACUCUCCGAAGCAUGAUUUGAUCGUGGUCAGGUCUAUCUCUAACAGUGUUGGGAGUUGAUCACUUCCAGACAGGCCAAGAACCGCCAGUCUGUGCUUGGACAGAUUAGAUUAGCAUCAGAUCUGGUGUUGCACUCGGUUCUAUUUCACGUGUGCAGCAGUGUGGGGGCGCUCACCACGUUCUGCAACCUGAUGAGAUUUGCAGCGAGGCAGACAUCCUCAGUGUAUCGCCCCAACGCAUUCCUUUCCAACAGCCCCAGUCCGGUGACUGGGUAUUUAAGUCUCCUGCCAUUAUUGUUCAGCCCAAAACCAUGUUUUCUCCUAAUGGUAAGAGGAUUGGGUUUCGGGGCUUUUUGUAGACGUUGAUCAUCGUAAACGUAACGUCUUUGUUUAGCAUUCUUCCGUUAAGAGUAUCGGUCUUGCUCUGAAGUUCUUCACUUCUAUCAUCUCAGAUCUCAACAGUAAGAUCGAUUCGAACCGUUGUGACAGGGCCUCGAUAUCGGAUGCUUUUGCAGUGGUAUAGUGAACAAGUUACAGUGAAAAUCUUUUAAAACGAAACAGUGGGCACUGAAAUAUUUCUUAGUGUUAAAAGAUUUGCAUGUUAAACGAUGCAUAAAAUAAAUAUACUCACCUAAUUACAUUUAUUACAGUACAUCUAAUUAGAUGCACUAUUUACAUUUCAUAUAUUUUGCACAUACAUAUGUAUGUAUGUCUGCAUUUAAUUGGAGAAAAAAACCAACAAUAAAACGAACAAAAAUAUGAAAAAAAAUAUUUUAUAUUUCAAAAUUUAUAAACACAGAGAAAAGUUAUUCAUUUUUAUUUUUUAAAUAUAAUCAUUUUUUUGUUUGUUGCUUUGUAUUUUACCAUCAAAUUGACAACACAUUUUUCUAUAUCAUCAAUUGCAUUAUUCCUUUCAAAUUAGCCUUCUUUCACACGAGACAACGCCUCGUUUAUUUUUUCAGACCCCUCUACAUUCUCGCCGGCAGGUGGAUGUAUUUUGUUCAUUCCGGGAAGCGAAAUCUUUUCGUGUUGAGUGAUAUUAAUUGUGUGCAAAAACCAAAAAAAAAAUCGAUAAAAACAACUAGUAUUUUAUCGGGACCGUAUUCUUAUUUUGCGUUAACCGAUGUAAAACGGAUUCCCAGGAACCGUUCAGCAGCGUUUCUUGGAAAACGGCUACAUCAACUUCACGUUGGUAGAGCACUUAUUUCGUGCACCAUUUGUAUUAUGACACACAUAUUCAGUGUUGGGACCACCGGUGUUUGGGGAUGGUGAUCUCUAGCACCACAUCGAUCACGGUUAGUCACCUUUUCACUCCUGCUGGCCUAUUGCUGGUCACUUACGCCAGAUAGGGCCUCCCCCAGAAGCCAUGUGUGUCGUAGUGAGGAUGUCCCUGAGCAACCUCAACAAGAAUAGUUCCCCGCGAUAACCUGUUCCGCAAAAUCUACACAUGUGUGUGAAGAAGGUCAUGCAGACCUGGGUUAUUUGCCUCAAUCGUACAAGCCCCCAGAGUAGAGAGGAAGAACAAAUAGUAUAAACUUCCUAAGGUCUCCCAGGCCCCAUGUCCAUGAAGUCAUUGAAGUACAAAAUUCAACAUCAUACCUUGCAACCAUAAACAACACAGGCUAAUAUACAUCUAAAAGAUAAUAGCUAGAUAUACAAUAACAACCCAGCAAGUGUUUGCGAAAAAGAUAAGUCUUCAAAUCAGUUUUGAAAGACUCCAGUGUCUGACUUUUUCUGAUAGCGAUAGGCAGUGUGUUCCAAAGUUUUGGGCCAGCAAAUGCGAAAGUGCGCCCUCGUAAGUCUCAAGACGUACACGUGGUAUCGAGAGUUUGCCACUAUCAGAUGAGCCUAGUUGUCUAGUGGUCAUAUAAGGCGUAAGUAGCGCUUUGAAAUAGGACGGCGCCAGGUCAUGUAAGCAGCGGUAGCACAGAGUUGCAAUUAUGUACUCUAUGCGAGCAUGGACCGGUAGCCAAUGCAACUCUCUCACAAGUGUUUUAGCAUGAUCGAAUUUGCGUUUUUGAAGAACAAUGCGAGCCACAUUAUUCUGUGCUUUUUUAACUUUAUCCAGGAGCGUAGCUGGAAGACCCACCAUAAGAGCACUGCAUUGGUCCAUACGUGAUAGCACGAAUGCAGACAUCAGCGUCUUCGAUGCGUCUAAUGUUAAUAAAGGUCUGAUAUGACUAAUUCUGCGCAGCUCUAGAAAAAUCGCCUUGCAAAGCAAGUUAAUGUAAUUUUCCAUAGUUAGUGUUCUGUCUAAGUAGACACCCAGGUUUCGCACUGUUUGAGUAAACUCUAUCUGUAUACCUGAGAGAGUAAGGGUUUGUGUGUUAAUUAUAUAUUUUAGCUUUUGAGCGGUAGCAAUGGGGAUCAGCUCGGUCUUUUCAUCGUUCCAUUUAAGCUUGUUUAUGGUCAUCCAGUGCUUAGCUGACUCCACUGUCUUCUUUGUCAUACUAAGAAGUUAAGGGAACUGAGAGCGGUGCACAGAUAUCUGAAGUUGAGUAUCAUGUGAUAUAGCAUAUCAAACGGCUUUAUCACUGCACCCAGGGGCUGAAGGUACAUAGUGAAAAGCACUGGGCCUAGGACCAAGCCCUGGGGUACUCCGAAUUCGAUGAUAGAUUAUUAGCUUCCUUUGCGCUCAAAGUCUCCUAAACUCAAUCACCAGGUAGAUAAACGAUACUUUGCAAUAGCCUCUAGCCAACUAGGCUAGACUAUAGAUCAACAGCGACAGAAACAAAUAUAUCAUUUUAAGACAAUAAAAACAGACAUUAGCAAAAUCUAGCAAGAAAUAUCUCGAAAAGAUAUAGAUCAUAUAAUUUAGUUUUUGAAAUAUUAUCUAUGUCUAGCAAGUCCAUCAAGACAAGAGCGGCCUGGAGGCAUGGGGAAAAAGCAGAGAGCAAGAUUUAGUGACAAUCAAAAGGUAAAAUCUAUUUGAGUAACACUUACUGUGUAAGCCUUUGAAUUAAAUUAACAGUAUUCUAAAUCAUUUUUAAGCUCAUGUUUAGUAAAAUUAGUUUUUUACUGAACAUAACCAUGUUUAAUUCUCAUGUGUUUGUUUUAAAUAAUAUUUUAGUUUACAUUAAUCAUACGCAUCACACCGAUGGGAUAUCAGACACGCGUUAUAAUAAAUAUGUAACAAAUACACAUUGACCAAAUGUAUUCAAAAACAAUAACAUUGAUUAAAGGUGUGUUUCAACAUUAAAGGAAAAUUUCCUUAAACUUAAAGUUAAACAAUGUUAAGUUAAAUUUUCAUUUUUUUUCAGCGGGCACCCUGACCCUAACCUGAUAAUAAGAAUCUCAUGAAAUGAGUUGUGCUUUCCGUUUUUGUUGUAACACGCAGUAGUCAUAUUGCAGUAUUCAUAUUACAGUAGUCCUAUAGCGUUAAUCCUAUUGCAGCAGUCCUAUUGCAGUAGUUCUAUUAUAACUAAGUCAUCAUCCAUGGUUUAAGUUCGGAUAUGCCGUAUCAGAUUUCCCAAUUUUUAUAUUCUAAAAAGCUAAGAUAAUUACUGUAACGGACUAUGUUUUCACAUGUAAACAGAGAGGUAGCAUGAGUGGACAGUGAGUGUGUUCACCAGGUUUUUCCACGGGGAGAGACAAUCAAUGUGGAUUGUAUUUUUGAGAACAAAUGUGAACUCCACGUUUUUGGAGAGUAAAAUUAUGUUUUUGUCAGAGCGGUUGUUUUGCACGCUUUGCUGGUAAUAAAGUAUGAGUUGACUGAGAUAGUAGGGAGCUGAGCGCAGAGCAGUAGAGUCAGUCAGUAGCGUGAGAGCUGUGAGAUUAGACAGUUGAGCUGAGUUAUAGUAGUCUGAGGACGUGUCUUUCUUAAUGAUGGAAUACUAUAGAUAUAUAUGUGAAAUUACAUUCAUGCAAGGAUUAUUUAUUAAUAUUAUCAAUAUAAAGUGUGUUCAAUAAAGUACUGUGAGUUUUAACUAGAAUUGAGUAUUCUUCUUUACGUGCCUGAAUAAUAAGUGAAAGAAUGAAGAAGACUGAGUCGGCAUCCUGAAGCGUUAAUAUAAGUAACCAUACUACUGACAUAACCCACAGCAUAAGAAAUAACAUCCCACGCCAUGUCAGAGUAGAAGUGUGUUACAAAUGGUGUCAGAAGCGGUGUAACGACGAUGCGUUACAAAUAUUGUCAGAAGUGUCAGAACAACGAUGUAUUACAGAACAUUGAGUAACAAUGAUAUAUUUUAACAUUCGAAUCGAACGUCAUUACGCCCGAGUAUUUGUCAAGUCUGAGAAGAGUCCACGACACACAGAGCAAGCUGACAACGAUUGAAUUUAGGUCAGUCACGGGAGUCAAAAGUUGAGAGUUCAAACAGCUAACUGGUACACUGUUUCAAUUAUAUAACAGUGGAGUGAAUAUUCUCGUGGAAGAAACAGCAAGAAAUCUAUUUUACAGUUAUUAGUCAACGAAAGAGAUGAUCCACACAAAACCAAAAGAAGUCUGAUGUCAUUACAGAUGAGAUGUUUUAUCAAGACAGCGGAAGUAAGAUUUCCCCAGCAUAAUCUUUACUUUAUACAAGCCGCACAGUUCAAGUCAAGUAAUUCUUCAAGUAAUUCUUCAAUUACUCACAAGUGCAACAGAACCGGAGAGAAAUUAGACAAUUUUCAAUUAUUGGAUUAUCACAAUUACACUAUUACGCAAGGUACUUACAUUGGAGUAUUGCAGCAAUUUGUGGUGUAACUUUUCUCAUUGGAUUAUUUUACCCAAGUACACUACCACAUAGGAUUAUCUACUACCUAGAAGGAGCAUCUACUACAUAGGAUUAUCGAUUACACAGAAAUCAUAGCGUCACAGAGGAGCAGAGGUGACCAACUACAGAUUUCUUUUGGACACUUUCACUUGGUAUUUAUGUAUAUUAUGUUAUGUAUUAUAUAUAUAAUUUAAGACUUUAAAAAUAUACUUAUAUCAUACUUAAUUAGAUUAAGUAAAUUUUUUACUUUUUCUGUGUAAUAUAAGUUUAAUUUUAGAGUAUACUGUAGGGACAUCCACGGUGUUAUCUUUCCUAGGGAAGUUUUUUUAUUAAAACGGUAAAGGUUUCUUCUGGCCCUAUUUAUAACACUGUAGGAUAAUUUUGUGUUAGCUGUGAAGUCUAGUUUGUACAUUGUCAUAACUGUUGUUUUUUAGUAGAUCGUGUCAUAUUUGUGCUAUUUGUCUUGUCAUUGUUAUACAUAUUGUCAACCUACUGUCAUAUUUUCUACUAUCUUGUGGUCCAUAAACUACACAGUACUUUUGUAUUUGUUGUCUCAUUUGUAUACAUGUAAACGUCUACAUAUCUGUAUUUAUGUUGUGAAGUAGACAAUUUAAUUAUUUUAAAUUUUUCUUACACUUAUUUAUAACUUAUAAUUCAUGUAUCAACUUGCAUUUGUGUAUACAUUCAUUAACAUGUAGAUAUAUGAAAUAUCGUAAACUAUUUUAAUUGAUAACCAAAGAAUAAGGAGAUAACUGAUAUACUGAUACAUAACAAUAUAAUUUUAGUUACUCACAUUACACAUAAAAAAUGGCAGAGUACUUGGAAUUAUUAGAAGUAGGUGAGAAGCUUGGUUUGAAGCAGGAGAAAUUAACUGACUUCGUAACUCGAGAAAUGGACAAAAUACGAGACAGACAGAAAGAAGACAAAGACCGACAAGACAAAGACAAAGACCGAGAAGCUAGAAUGUUAGAGAGAAACGAUCUUAAACAAAUAGAAGAAAUGAAAUUAAAAGGACAAAAAGAAAUAGAAGAACUUAAAUUAAGAGAACAGGAUAUGAAAUUAAAAGAACAGGAUAUGAAAUUAAGAGAGGAAGAAAUAAAACUAGAAAGAGCUAGAAUAGAAUCAGGACAGCAUACACCAUCAACAAGCAAUAGAGAAACCAAUAGCACAUAUAAACCCAAAUUUAGAGAAUUUAAUGAACAUAAAGAAGAAAUUAUUAGUUAUCUGUCACAAUUUGAAGGCAUAUGUCAGUCUUACAAUUAUAGAGAAGAGACUUGGGCUAAUAUUUUAUUGAGCAGAUUAUCAGGGAAAAGCCUAAGCAUUAUCAAUUCACUUAGUGAAGAACAAAAGAAUAAUUAUACAUAUAUAAAGAAAGUUUUGUUAAAGUUCUAUGGAAACACAGAAGACAUUUAUAGAAAAAAUUUCCACAACAUAAGACUAGAGAGAGAAGUAGAUCCUAACACCACCAUAUUCAAUAUUAGAGACAAUCUUGUCAAAUGGCUUGAAUUAACUGAAAUUGACCUAAAUGAUCCAAAAGCAUUACUGGAUAUGUUUAUCAUAGACAAAAUAUUAAGAAAUGCAUCAGUCUCUUUAUUUUCAUUCCUUAAAGAGAGAAAGAUUAAAAAUGAGCGUGAGUUAGUUGACUCAAUCACAACAUUUAAAGAUGCUCACCCCAAUGAAGAGCUAGACAAUAGAAACAGCACACUAGCCUCUAUUAGAAACACACCCAGUGAUAGGGACAGUCAAAAACAAAACACAUAUCAAAACAGAAGAUACCAUAGCCUACCUGCCAGAUGGCAAAACAAUAAAUUUCAGAAAAGUCAUCAAAACAAUUACCAAACACCAUAUACUAAUUAUUCAAACAACAACAAAUGUUUCUACUGUGGCAUUCCAGGUCACAAAAAAUAUGAGUGUAGGAAAUUACAUAGAGAUUUAGGACAUUCACAACAAUACUAUCAGAGAACAUCACCCAACAGUAGUCCAAUUAGAUACAACAGUGCAAAUAGGAGUAGACAACCAUAUAAAAAUCAAAGAUAUAAUUCCAAUCAGACUAACAGUAGACAAAACACCAAACCACAUGAAACUUUAGCUAGCGCAUGUCACAGUGAAGGAAGUUUACAAUUUUUUCCUUCUUAUGUAAACAACCAACUUGUUCAGUGUCUAAGAGACACAGGUUGUACAACAAUAGUAGUUGACAAAAAAUUGAUUGACCCUAAAGACCAUAUAUCUGAAAAAACCACAGUCAUGUUAGCAAAUAACACAAAAGUUGAAUGUUAUAAAGCAGUAGUGGACAUAGACUGUCCAUGGUUGACAGGAAAGGUAACGGCAGUACUUAUGGACAACCCAGUAUGUCAGUUAAUAAUUGGAAAUAUUAAAGAAAUUCCAGAUAAUUCCCAAGAACUAUUCUUAAAUUGGAUUGAAUCAAAAAAUUUAACCAAAGAAUAUAUAAGUGCAAUAACAAGACAACAACAUAAAACUAGUCAGACACAGCCCGAAAUAGAAGAAAAAUUAGACAUUCCAAAACAAAUAUCUAGAGAAGACAUAAUUAGAAUGCAGACAGAAGAUAGGCAAAUUCAGGACAUUAGAAACAAAAUUAAGGACAAUAACACAAUUUAUAGAGGACAUAAUUACACAAUAAAACAUAAUAUUCUAAUCAGAAAUUUUGAGAAAGGUGAAAUCAAAAAAUCUCAAAUAAUAGUACCAUUAAUACUCAGAAACAAAAUACUCAACCAUGCACAUGACAGUCCUUUGGCUGGACACAUGGGUAUAAAAAAAACAUUAGAAAGGGUCACACAGAAUUUUUAUUGGCCAGGCAUACACAAGGACAUAAAGAAACACAUAAACAAAUGCAUACCAUGUCUGACAAAAAACCCAAUACACAGUAAACACAGAGCACCCAUACAACCCACAGACAAAAUAGGUAGAAACUUUGAGAAGGUAGCUAUAGAUAUCAUUGGUCCUCUUAAUCCACCAUCAAAUAAGGGACACAAAUUUAUUUUAACCAUGAUUGAUAUGGCAUCUAGAUGGCCAGAGGCAAUUCCCCUCAAAAACAUUAAUUCAGAAACAAUUUGCAUGGCAUUAUUAGAUGUAUUUACAAGACAUGGGUUCCCUGAUAAAAUAUUGUCAGAUAAUGGAACACAGUUUACUUCCAACUUAACCAAUGCAGUUACAAAAAUGCUAGGUAUAAUACAAGUACAUUCCACAAUAUAUAGACCACAGGCUAAUGGUAUGGUAGAACGAUGGAACAAAACACUAAAAACAAUGUUAAAUAAAACAACAAUAGACCACCCUAGAGAAUGGCACCUAUAUAUACCCAUGGUUUUAUUCGCCUAUAGAGAGAGUAUACAAGACACCACUGGGUACUCUCCAUUUGAGCUAAUGUUUGGGGCCAAUCCAAAGGGACCGUUAACUCUUUUUAAAGAAAAUAUUUUAGGCCAGAAAGGCACACAACAAGACACAUUUGACAUAAUUACAAAAAUUAGAGAGAGGAUUACAUAUGGCAUAGAAAAUGCUAAAGAAAACACUGAUAGGGAGUCUAAAAGACAAAGACAUAUAAAGAAUACACAUAGAUACCUCAGAGAUCUUAAAGUACAUGAUAAAGUUUUGGUAUGGUUGCCAAACAAUAAUGGACAAAAGAUUUGGCAGGGUCCGUUUACAAUUCAUGACAAGUUAAAUUUAGUUGAUUAUGUAAUUCACAUGAAGGGUGAAUUGAAAGUCCUACAUGUGGACUUGCUCAGAAAAUAUGACUCUGUUCCUGAAGAGUUAGAAACCAUCAGUAAUGAAAUAAGUAGCACAGCCACCGUUGCUAGUGUUAUACAAUUAGAAGACAAUGAAAAUAACACCACAACAAACAGACACUUAACAACAAUUCUAAAAGAAUACAAAGAUGUCAUCACAGAGAACAUAGGACACACUAGCAGUUUAGAACACAAGAUAAUAUUAACACAGGAACCCACAUUCAAACACAAAAUCUAUCCAAUUCCAUAUGCAUUUAGGGAAGAAGUAAAGAAAGAACUAAAUCAUUUAAUACAGACUAACAAGAUUAAAAGAUCAGAUUCACCAAUAGCAUCACCCAUGGUAGUAGUAAAAAAGAAAAAUGGCCAGUGCCGUAUAUGUUGUGACUAUAGGGAGUUAAAUAAAAUCACACAAUUAGAUGCAGAACCCAUGAGGGACACCAGAGAACUACUGGAAGAAAUAGGCUCCUCCACAUUAUUCACCCACUUAGAUUUAAACAGAGGAUUCUGGCAAAUAGGCAUGCAUCCGGAUUCCAUGCCUUUGACUGCAUUUGCCACAGAGGAAGGCUUGUUCGAAUGGACAGUAAUGCCAUUUGGUCUAGUUAAUUCCACCGCAACAUUUUCUCGAUUCAUGCGAAUCAUGUUAGAAGGCAUACCAAAUGUAGUACAUUUUGUCGAUGAUAUCUGCAUUCACACUAAGGAUAUGAAGACACAUAUAGAGACUAUAAAAACAGUACUAAACAAAUUAAGAGCACAUGGAGUUACAAUAGCACCAAACAAAUUAAAGUUUGCACAAGAGGACAUUGAAUUUUUAGGAUUUAAAGUCGGUAAAAACACAAUUCAGCCCACAGAACACAACAGAGGAAAAAUACUAAAUAUAAAAACACCACACACUCAGAAAGAAGUAAAAGCCAUUUUAGGUUUGUGCAAUUUUUACAGCACUUUUGUUCCAAAAUUUUCUGAUGUUACACUACCCUUAAGGAAACUAAUAAAUAAAGAUAGCAAGAAACAAAUAGUAUGGACGGAUGAAUGCGAAAAUACACUGAGAACAAUCAAAGAAAUUUUCCAAAGUGACAACAUAUUGUUAUCACCCAAUUUUAAACAGUCUUUCACUCUAGUUACAGACGCCUCCAACAUUGGAUUAGGAGCUUGCCUUAUGCAAGAAUACAAUCAUAAAUUAAGACCAAUUACCUAUUUAAGUAGAGCAUUAAGCAGAACUGAAAUUAACUACUCAACCAUUGAAAAAGAAUGCUUAGCAAUUGUGUGGGCACUUACCAAACUACAGAAAUAUCUAUUAGGCAGAAAAUUUACAUUAUUGACUGAUCACAAGCCAUUAAUGGCACUAAAUAGAAAGAAAAUAGCGAAUAGUAAAAUAAACAGAUGGUCGUUGAUACUAUUAGAUUAUCAGUAUGAGAUAAGGACAAUAAAAGGAAAAGACAAUACAGUAGCUGAUUUCCUUUCCAGACACAUUGAACAUGCAGACAAUGACAAAGACACUGACUUAAGACACAUUAGUCAGACAUUCUAAAUGAAUAUACACACAUACGUUCACUCAGUUUUUUGAUAAGACACUUGUACAUAUCAAUUUUUGUAAAUGAAUAUCAGAUUUUAACCGAUUGUAAAUUUUCUAAUGCAAAAUUUAAGAUUGUUACAUUCAUUUUGCAGUGUUUAUUAUUCAUUAAGAUGUUAAUGUCACUUCACAUUAUCAUACAUAAAGAUUUUAAGAGGUUGUCAUUGGUGAUUUUUUAAUUUUUUGCCAGGGUAAAUUAUUCACUAUUAAGUGUGAUAUUAACAGUAAAAGACUCUGUAUUUCAUAAUGAUGAAAUGUUAAUGUUGUUACACUGAUUUGAUUGUUAGAUGUGGGAUUGAAAAUUUCUAAGAGACAUUAUCAUUAUUUCAGCAUAUUAUUUUGUGCCAAAAAUUUUGUUGCACAAAAUUUUUUCAGAUGGGUGGGGCAUGUAACGGACUAUGUUUUCACAUGUAAACAGAGAGGUAGCAUGAGUGGACAGUGAGUGUGUUCACCAGGUUUUUCCACGGGGAGAGACAAUCAAUGUGGAUUGUAUUUUUGAGAACAAAUGUGAACUCCACGUUUUUGGAGAGUAAAAUUAUGUUUUUGUCAGAGCGGUUGUUUUGCACGCUUUGCUGGUAAUAAAGUAUGAGUUGACUGAGAUAGUAGAGAGCUGAGCGCAGAGCAGUAGAGUCAGUCAGUAGCGUGAGAGCUGUGAGAUUAGACAGUUGAGCUGAGUUAUAGUAGUCUGAGGACGUGUCUUUCUUAAUGAUGGAAUACUAUAGAUAUAUAUGUGAAAUUACAUUCAUGCAAGGAUUAUUUAUUAUUAUCAAUAUAAAGUGUGUUCAAUAAAGUACUGUGAGUUUUAACUAGAAUUGAGUAUUCUUCUUUACGUGCCUGAACGAUAAGUGAAAGAAUGAAGUCGGCAUCCUGAAGUAUUAACAUAAGUAACCAUACUACUACUGACAUAACAGCAUAAGAGAUAACAUCCCACGCCAUGUCAGAAUAGUACUGUGUUACCUGUACAAGACUCAUAAUGCAUAUUAAUUUUAGUCGCAAAAUAAAAUAAGAAUAUAAUUUAAAUAAACUGGGGGGAAAUGUUAAGAAAACAAGAAACGUGUUAACGUGUGAUACUUUUUCCUUAUGUUAUCGUUGAUAGUUGAUAUGUUCAACAUUUCUCUCAUUAUUUCCACAAGGUUGAGCCGGACGUUGAUCAAGAAAAUAUGGGAGGUUCAUAUCAACUGGAUUUAGACAUUUUAAAAACGGGUUCGUUUGUUAAGAUGUUAUCUUAAAACUGCAUCUUUAACAGCAGAUAAAUGAGUUCUAGUUUUAAUAGAAUUACUAAUACUUGACUUAAUUACAAAAAUAAUGUUAAAUAUAUGUCAACUAUCGAUAUUUAUUUAACGAUAAAAUAUUUUUUUUAGAAAUAGAUAGAUAGCAAGCAAGCUUACCUAUUCAUGUCAGUAUUCUCAGCUUGUGCAAAAAGGGGUUUUCGUAGCAAUUGUUGAGUAGCUAAUUUUCGUCCUUUAUUUGGUCGCCCUUCAAUCAAGAAAACCAUAAAAGAUAUAAAGUACUUAUUAUACAUUAGAUGUAUUCUGUGUAUGCAGUUUAGCAAAAAAAUACCACCCUCUCAAAUGUGCGCCCCACUCCAAAAUUUUCUUACGCCCGUGUAUUGAAGACAUGGCCAGAAUUUAUUUGGACAUGUAUAACCAGAUUUUAUGGUCACGACAACCUCCUCUUUAAUUUCAGAACUUGCCGACGAUUGGUCCGACUGCUAUGAAGCUGAGGCAUCCAGUUUUCGUGAAUAUCCCUGUGACAAGAAAAACCACGAUGAAUAUGUCCCCAUUGACGAGCUUAGCUUUCCUACACUGCCGGAAACUUAUGACAGCGAGGACAUUGAGUCUGUUGUUGGUGCCCUUAGAAAACUUGUCGUCAAAAUUGUAGUAAGACAUUCAAGUCCCAAAAGGCCAAAGGUAUUCACAGGGACCAAUACCGAAUUUCCCAAAGGACCUUGUCGCGGGACAGGAAAAAUAAUCUUCUCUGAAAGGAAAUGGGAAUCGGGUCACGAAUGGGGUGAGAUUAAAAUAGCUACUAGCAGGCAUGUUGUUUUUGAUCAGAGUGAAGCUGAACACACAACUUGUAUCUUAAAUUUUGACAAUGAAGAUUCGGAUGUCAUUGAAUUGAAAUGUUCUAAUGUUAAGUAUGCAAGUACUAUUGAAGACAAUUGUGUGUUUAUUUGCAAAACUGAUAACAUGACUCUUGUCAAGCAGCUAAGGAAUUAUAUUUAUGAUUUCAUAUUCAUCCAUGAAGAACUUUACGAGAAAUAUAGACAUGUGCCUCAAAAUGAUUUAGUUCUCAUGGUGUCUCAUCCACAUGGUCAGACGAAGAAAGUGUCUAUAGGCUCGUGCGCUGACCCCAAUACAAACACAUAUAAACUGGCUUCAUGCAAAGGUAGUAGUGGGGCGCCUAUCUACAGGUUGAACCAAAAGAAGGUAUGGGUUCUUGAACUGCACAGCCUCGGUGGAAAAGAAAUUGCAGUGAGUGGGAUCAAAGUUUAAAAAGUAAACACAUUGUUUUAAAGAUUGGUACACUGCUCAAUGACAAAACCAUAGACUUAAAAGAAGAAAUAACUUUGAAUAAUUUAAAUAAGUUUAUUUAUUUUUUUUAUAAUUUAUGAUAAUUGUCACUAGUUCCUACAACCAGUAUGCCUAUAGAAAGGGUCGCCAUCCCUAACAGCUUGACGGACUAUGUGGAUAACACAUUGUUUUAAAGAUUGGUGCCAAUCUAUGCUUCAACUCGUUCACUGACCCUCACUUUCCUAUCUAUCUCUCUGAACUUUUGCUUCCUUACAAAAUAAAAUGAGUAAACCAGAGUAGGGUUAAACCUGAAAAAAUAAACGCAACAAAACAGCGAACGUGUCGACAGAAAGCCUUCGUCAGCGAACAAAACAACAGAAAAAACGCCGUUGCAUAUUUAAACUCUCACUCACUUUACUUCUGCCACACUUCUAUUGCUGCCCACUGAUACUACUUACCAGUUUAGUGAUAUUUCUUAUUUUUAUUUUUAUACCUUUUUUCUGUCGUUUUGUUCGCUGACGAAGGCUUUCUGCCAUCGGUGAACGCUCCUUCUACUUCCAUGCGCCAACGUUCUGGAACCAGCUCCCCUUCCACAUCCGUCAUUGUGAACUCUCGUCCACAUUCAAAAAGUCCCUUAAAACCCAUUUGUUUAGGUCCGCCUAUGACCUGUGAUGCACCCUCCUUGCCCUGCCUCAUUUUCUGUCUCGGGUUGAUCCUGUAGUGUACUCGUUUUUAUAGCCAUUUUAAUGUUUUAGCUACUGUUUCUAUAGUCAUUUUUAUUGUAGUUACUAUUCUAGUGUCUCGGGUUUUUUCCUUUUUAUUUUACUUUAGAAGUUUAAAUAGUUUACAUAUUUUUAAUAAUUGUAAAGCGCUUAGAGCUGUAAGGUAAGCGCUAUAAAAAUUCCUAAAUAAAUAACGAGGUAGUUCUGCACAAGCUGUUAGUCAUUUAAUCCAAUCAGCAAAUAAAAUAGGAUCAAAGUGAGAUGAGCCUAAUGUAAGAUUAAGAUACCGGUAAUGUUAUAUCUGCUUAUUGUUUUUUUUCCACGUAAAUUAAAAAUUUAAUUUUUUAAAGAUUUUGAAUGAAGAAAGAAGUACAUUUGUUCCAUAUAAUGUGUGCUGUACACGUCUACCCAAUAAUUUAAUGCUCCAAGCCACAUUGAGCACGCAGGCCGGGGAUUAGCCAACCCUGGUCUACAGCAUCAUUUAAAUUUGUGAUAUGCUCAUGUUUAAGAUAUAGCUUUGCAUUUUUGGCAAAUAGCAACAUAUGCUGCACACUAUACCAGAAUACACUUUGUUACGUUCAGGCACGUCUAUGGUAAUGGUAGUGAAAUAAAGAGUGACUCCCUUGUAGGUGACUACACUAGACAGGAUUGUAAAUGUGCUAUAUGCUCUAACGUAUGCCACUAUAAGACAUAUUGCAUGUGUGACGGUUGGCUAUUCACAAUGUGUCAGAGCAGUGAUUUUCAAACUUCCUAAUGCCACAUCCCUUUAAUACGGUGUCUCAUGUUGUGGUGACCCCAAACAUAAAAUUAUUUUUGUUGAUAUUUCAUAAAUAUGUGCUUUUUGGGUGGUCUUCGGCGUCACCAGUGUAAGAGUCGUUCGAUCCCCAUUGGGGUCGCGACCCAUAUGUUGAGAACCGCUGUGUUGGAGUUUAAUGACAUGUCCCAAUUGUUGUCUAGAAAUCGCCUCACUGCUGGGUACCUAAUAUAUUAGUGACCUCUAACGAUUUAAAAGACCAUUUGGAAAUUUUAUCAGAGUUAAGUCUAAACUGUUACAUUAAAUGAUUAUCUCUUAAUUAUGUUAUCGAUACUUUGAAUGUAUAGAAUCA